Phaedon cochleariae (mustard beetle) is the source of this 552-nucleotide messenger RNA. The record is from the annotation of a GenBank genome assembly. Lineage: Eukaryota; Metazoa; Arthropoda; Insecta; Coleoptera; Chrysomelidae.
AUGUCCAAAUCACAAAAUAAAGGUUUUACCAAGGAAGAAGAGUUGCUGCUGCAAGAUUUCAGCCGAAAUGUGUCUACCAAGUCGUCUGCAUUAUUCUAUGGUAAUGCCCUAAUUGUUUCGGUAGUACCAAUAUGGUUAUUCUGGAGGAUACAUAUGAUUGAUAUUUACUCUUCCUUGAUCUUGUUCGCUGUUGUGACUGCUGUAUCUACCUAUUUAUUAGCUAUGGCUUACAAAAACACUAAAUUCACACUGAAACACAAGAUUGCUGUCAAAAGAGAGGAAGCUGUUACCAGAGACUUAUCCAAGAAGCUUGCUGAUGAUAAGAAAAUGAGCAAAAAAGAAAAAGACGAGAGAAUUUUGUGGAAGAAGAAUGAAGUUGCUGAUUUUGAAGCUACAACGUUCUCAAUUUUCUACAAUAAUGCAUUGUUCUUGGCAAUUGUGAUACUUGCCAGUUUUUAUUUGUUACAAUCCUUCACUCCAGCAGUGAAUUACACAUUUUCUAUUGGUACAACUGCUGGAUUAUUAGCUCUUCUGUCUACUGGUUCUCAGUAA